AUGUCAUAUAAACUCACCAGAAGCGACGUCUUGGGGGACAAUGAGGAGACCGCCGCCAUUCGGGCCGCCAGCAACCCCAACCCAGCCGUCCUUCGUGCUUUGUUAGACUAUCAUAGACGAAAGCUCCGUGAACUUAAAGGAUGCUCGCCCAAUGCAAAUGUCGGCGGUGGCGGUAUGAGCAUUUACGAGUCACCACUAACAGCCGCCAUUCGCGCCAAUUCGUCGGAAAAUGUCCGGCUCCUUCUGGCCCGUGGUGCGGAUCCCACAGGCAUCAACAUUUGGACUUUAUCUGACUACUCUUCGAGGUUCAUGCGUGGCCGAGACGCCAAAGUCGACAUUUCGAGUUAUGGCCCGUGCCAGACACGGCUGUAUAUUCUAUCAGUCGCAAAGAGAAAGGGAAUCACCGAGCAGGCACAGCCGUUGACACAAGCGGAAUUGGAUGAGCGACGCACCAGCUUUCCACGAUUUUGGACCGAGCCAAAUAUCCCAGGCCAGCGACUUAGGAUGACCAAAGGCAUCACAGCUUUAGAAGUCGCUGCUAGUCUAGGCUUUGAGGAUCUCUUCGCUCUGGUUCGUGAAGCCGGGGCCGAUGAGUCUGCGUGGAUCAGCCCUUCUGGUCAAGCCGACUUCGAUGAGACCAAGCCGUCGUCGCUAAGCAUCACAUCCCCUGUACACGAAGCCAUCGAACAUGGCCAACACGCCAUGCUUGACAAACUACUCAACAAAUAUCAUUACUCGCCUAAUUACCGUGCAAUGGUAGCACCCACAGUUGCCUUUCCACCACUUUCCUUUGCACUGGGUCGAUGCGACCCAAACGAUCCCAACAUCCGGGCUUGUAUCAGCCAUCUUCUUGCGCAUCCAGAUAUCGACCUAAAUUUACGGACUCCUAUCUUUGAUAUCCAUCCACUUCACUUGGCAGUUGCUCGCCAUGACCCAGAUCUCCUAUCCCUUCUGCCAAUGCCGCUUUCCAGCGCAGGAACGACAGCUUUAGGGCAUACAUUACUCCAUAUCGCCUCACUCCCACUUACCGCAAUGUCCAUGAAUCGAGAAAUCCCUGAAGCCGUAAGAAGUGUUCAUUGCGCCCGUACGCUAGAUUCAAAAUGGCUUCCACAUGCACAGCCCAGUCCGCUGCACUUGAAUACAGAGAGAACAGUCGUGGUGGAAAAUCCAAGGCGCCCUAUCGAUCCCCCGACUCCUUUGACUCCGGCCGAGCAGGAUGCACAGCUCAGCACUCUUCGUGUACUUGCUAAAGCGGGGAUCGAUAUCCGCGCUCAGGAUAUGGAUGGAAAUACUGCAUUACACUAUCUUGCUACUGCGUUGAAUGGGGAUCCUAGAGCCAUGCAACUACUACGGAAAAUGAAUGGAGGUGAGGAGGUCUACAAUAACUGCAAGAACCGGGAGGAUCUGACGCCCCGUGCCCUGUGGGCAGCUUGCAAUGGAGCUGGAUAG
Penicillium paradoxum is the source of this 1449-nucleotide messenger RNA. Its product is annotated as ankyrin repeat domain-containing protein. Bases 1 to 1449 code for a protein of 482 amino acids. The transcript has a single exon. Lineage: Eukaryota; Fungi; Ascomycota; Eurotiomycetes; Eurotiales; Aspergillaceae. The record is from RefSeq and is a predicted model, not a curated record. Gene Ontology annotation, molecular function: protein binding.